AUGUCUUUAAAUAAACUAAUUGGAGGAGAUUGUGGAGGUAAUAAUUCGCUCGUUCAACUUACUAAUAUUGUAAGUCGUGAUGCACCAAUUACGCAGAACCUCUCUCAAGCUGAUCGAUUUGUCAAUGAGUUUAUGUCACAAAAUUCUCAACACCCACAAACCUUUAAUAUGAACGCUUUACUGAACAAUAUGCCUGAAGUAGAAAAAACAAUUCCUCAAGCUGGGCAACUGCCUUCAACAAGUCAGAUACCUCAUGUAAGUUCACAAAGACAUGCUCCUUGGUUAGCUGGACCAUCAACAUCAUUCAUGCCGGCUUCAAUGAGAUCAUUUAAUAUGCCUUACGCACCUUCAUUUCAACCACAAACUUCUUCUAAUGUUCAAAUUCAAUAUAUGAACGAGUCUGACUUAGAGAACACAUCAGAUACUAAUGUUAAAGCAAAAGCACAAGAGUAUGUAAAUAGUGUAAAACAAGAUGAUGAAGUCGCUUACAAUGAAUUUAUGUCCUUUAUGAAGAGGAUAAGUGCUGGUGAAUUAAAUUUAGGUGAAGCAGUUGAAGGGGAGCAGAAAAAAAUGACUAAAGAUGAAAUAGUAGAAGAGAUGGCUGAAAAAUAUAAAGAUGAAUGGGCUAAACUUAGUAACAUUGAUGAAUAUUGGGACACUGAAACUGCUAAUGGUAUCGCAAAGGAAUAUUCUUUUACAGAAGGAAAUAUUAUGUUAGAAAAUAAAAGUGCUUUAGAAAUUGGGAAAGAAAAAUUAAAAGUGGGAGACAUUCCAGGUGCUGUGCUUUGUUUUGAAGCAGCAGUACAACAAACGCCUGAUUCAGCAGAGGCUUGGUUCCUUUUAGGAAGUACACAAGCAGAAAACGAACAAGAUCCUCUAGCAAUAACUGCAUUAAAGAAAUCUCUAGAAUUAGAUCCUAGGCAAUUAGAAGGUUAUAUUACAUUAGCAGCAGCUUAUACCAAUGAAAAUAUGUCCAAAUAUGCAUACUUAUCAUUAAUAGACUGGUUAAAGGCUAGUCCAAAAUACAGUGAUAUGUUUCCUCAAGAUAUCAAUGUUCAAAAGAUGAAUCUUAAGGAACUUGAAGCAUAUGUGACAUCUUUUUACCUAAAAGCAGCACAGCUUAAUCCUUCUCAAGUUGAUCCUGAUAUUCAGAAUGCAUUAGGUGUUAUUUUUAAUAUAAACCAGCAAUAUGACAAGGCAAUUGAUUGCUUUAAGGCAGCAUUAAUGGUGUCACCAGACAAUGCUAAACUAUGGAACAGGCUUGGAGCCACACUGGCUAAUAGCGACAGAUCAGUUGAAGCAGUUGAUGCAUACCAACAAGCACUAAAUUUAGAACCUGGUUAUAUCAGAGCUAGAUUUAAUGUUGGCAUUACAUGUAUGAAUUUAUCAGCUCACAAACAAGCAGGAGAACACUUUUUGGUUGCAUUAAACCAGCAAUAUAAGGCUAAAAGCAUGUUUCCAGGCACAACGUUGGCUGAUCCUAGUUCUUCAACAAUUUGGACAACAUUGAGGAUGGUCUGCUCUUAUAUGGGGGAGCAUGACAUUGCCAAACUAGUUGAUGAAAAAAAUUUAAGUGAACUCAAUAAAUUCUUUGAAAUUGAUGCU
This is a messenger RNA of Brenthis ino (lesser marbled fritillary), 1605 nucleotides long. The record is from the annotation of a GenBank genome assembly. Lineage: Eukaryota; Metazoa; Arthropoda; Insecta; Lepidoptera; Nymphalidae.